Messenger RNA from Colletotrichum siamense, 1092 nucleotides. RefSeq lists its product as uncharacterized. Bases 1 to 1092 code for a protein of 363 amino acids. The transcript is spliced from 3 exons. The record is from RefSeq and is a predicted model, not a curated record. Lineage: Eukaryota; Fungi; Ascomycota; Sordariomycetes; Glomerellales; Glomerellaceae.
AUGUCUCCUGCCCCAAGGCCUCCCGCCAACGGUUUUGUUACCUUUGUGCGUAAGAUCUUUAACCCACUCGGCUUCAAAAAGGGUUAUAACUUUACUCUCUUCUUUAUCACGGCCGGUGCCAUGGUGGGCUUCAUCCUCGCCCGCCUAAUGUUUUUCGACUUCAAAGGUAUAUUCUGUAAUCCAGAUUACAGAUCAGGGGCCCUCCCGGGAGAGUGCUACUACUACCAAUCCGGCACGGGGAGGAUUGGCAUCAUCAUGCAUCUAGCUGGUGUGUUGCCCGGUGGUUUCUUGGCCUGCCUCCAGUUCGUUCCCGUCAUCCGCCACAAGGCUAUCCUGUUCCACCGCCUCAACGGAUACCUCGUCCUUCUCCUCAGUAUCGUCGGCAUCAUUGGCGUCUUCAUGAUAGCGCGGCGUACCUUUGGGGGCGGUGUCAGCAUGCAGACGGCCGUGGGCGGAGGCAGCGUCAUGUUCCUUGGAGCGUUGGGGCUUGCUAUUUACAACGUCAAGAAACUCCAGAUCGAACAGCAUCGUGCCUGGAUGCUCAGGGCUUGGGUAUAUGCUGGUUUCAUCAUCACCAUGCGCAUCAUCAGUUUCUUGGCUGCUAGAGUCGUCGCCAAUACCGACCCAACCUACUACGAGGUGAAGCAGUGCGCGGUCUUGGACUUCAUCUUCCGCCACAACCAGACCAAGGUCCUCGGCUUCUACCCUGACUGUGGAGGCUUUUACUCUGGCGAGUAUCCUGGCUUGAACGUUCUUGUUCACGCCAACGUGGACGCCCACCAGCCUGCCGAGAUUGCGGCGGGAUUCGCAGCCGUAUUCGGUGCGGGCUCGUGGCUGGCUCUAGCCAUCCAUGCCAUUCUUGUUGAACUCUACCUUCACUUGACCCCAGCAGAAGCGGAACGCCUUCGUCGCAUAUCGUACCAACGCCAGCUCGAGGCGGGGAUGAAGAAUGCUGGCAGCGCUGGCUUGACAGCACAGCGACUGGGCGACGCAGAGCCGUGGAUACCGCCGAACGAACUUCGAAGGAUCGAAGAUAACAGCACACCAAGCUCUGAUGGCGAUAUGAGAGAAAAGCGCGUGAGCUCGCCUUAA